Messenger RNA from Ochotona curzoniae (black-lipped pika), 1612 nucleotides. It is a transcript of the gene CREM, whose product is annotated as cAMP responsive element modulator. The record is from RefSeq and is a predicted model, not a curated record. Gene Ontology annotation, molecular function: RNA polymerase II cis-regulatory region sequence-specific DNA binding; protein binding; DNA-binding transcription factor activity, RNA polymerase II-specific. Gene Ontology annotation, biological process: regulation of transcription by RNA polymerase II. Lineage: Eukaryota; Metazoa; Chordata; Mammalia; Lagomorpha; Ochotonidae. The transcript has 7 exons. Gene Ontology annotation, cellular component: ATF4-CREB1 transcription factor complex; nucleus. The coding region runs from base 453 to 1025 and encodes 190 amino acids.
UAAUUCACCACUUUUUAGUUCUAGCUGUAAGUUUCUCUUAAGUUAGAAAGGGCAGUUCAUACCUUAGCAUAAACCUAGCAUUGGCUUCGCUGUUAAUGACCGUGAGGCUAUAGUGAGGUAGUUUAACUGCUUUAGAACUUUGUGCUUGGAACAUUCUUAGCCGCCGAAGCAUGGGCACCAAAAGUGAGGAGCAUGGGUUCUUUAAUAUCUGUUACCUCAGAGAAUGACUAUUCCAGGACAGUAGCCACCUCCUGUUGGUAGCAACAAUUGCAGAGACAGAUGAGUCUACAGAACCGGAAGGCAUAAUUGAUUCUCAUAAACGUAGAGAAAUUCUUUCACGAAGACCCUCUUAUAGAAAAAUACUGAAUGAACUUUCCUCUGAUGUGCCUGCUAUUCCCACGAUUGAAGAAGAAAAAUCAGAGGGAGAAGGAACGCCGCCUAACAUCGCUACCAUGGCUGUGCCGACUAGCAUAUAUCAGACUAGCACGGGGCAAUACAUUGCUAUAGCCCAAGGUGGAGCAAUCCAGAUUUCUAACCCAGGAACUGAUGGUGUUCAGGGACUACAGGCAUUAACAAUGACAAAUUCAGGAGCUCCUCCACCAGGUGCUACAAUUGUACAGUAUGCAGCACAAUCAGCCGAUGGCACACAGCAGUUCUUUGUCCCAGGCAGCCAGGUUGUUGUUCAAGAUGAGGAAACUGAACUUGCCCCAAGUCACAUGGCUGCCGCCACGGGUGACAUUCCGACCUACCAGAUCCGAGCCCCCACGACCGGUUUGCCACAGGGAGUGGUGAUGGCCGCAUCCCCGGGAGGGCUGCACAGUCCCCAGCAACUAGCGGAAGAGGCCACGAGGAAGCGAGAGCUGAGGCUUAUGAAAAACAGGGAAGCCGCCCGGGAGUGUCGCAGGAAGAAGAAGGAAUAUGUCAGAUGUCUUGAAAACCGUGUGGCUGUGCUUGAAAACCAAAACAAGACUCUGAUUGAGGAACUCAAGGCCCUCAAAGAUCUUUAUUGCCAUAAAGCAGAGUAACUGUCUUUGGCUUGGACCUUGUUGCUUGUGAACCCUAACCAAGGCAGGAGAUGCAGCCCUCCUAUGACCUGCCCUGUGGACUCGUGGAAGGGGCACGGGGGGACCCUUAAGAAUCCAGUUUGCCUUAGCGCGUGACAGUGAAUUGGGAACGCACCCGGAAUCCCGCUUUCUGAGCUUAACUCCAGCCUGUCUGUCCAUAGCAUGCCAUACACGUUUCUCUUUGCCCUUUUGCUUCUCCUUUUUUUUUUCCAGGGAAGCUGCAAAAGAAUGUCGGCGUCGAAAGAAAGAGUAUGUGAAGUGUCUGGAGAGCCGAGUGGCGGUGCUGGAAGUUCAGAACAAGAAGCUUAUAGAGGAACUGGAAACCCUGAAAGACUUCUGCUCUCCCAAAGCAGACUAGCAGAGAUGUUUAACCAUGAAUCGAUCACGACGUGUACAGUUGCUUUUGAAGGAAAUACAAUACAGAGCCGGCAAGAAUUAUGGCUUUUCUCCUUUGUAUCAUUCAUCUUACGCUCUAACCCUCACAUUCCCUCAGCGCUUCACGGUCCCCUGGUUGACUCUUAGCUCUCACUUCAGUUGUUUUUUUUUUU